This is a messenger RNA of Hemiscyllium ocellatum (epaulette shark), 534 nucleotides long. RefSeq names its product ferritin heavy chain, oocyte isoform-like. Gene Ontology annotation, molecular function: ferric iron binding; ferrous iron binding. Gene Ontology annotation, cellular component: cytoplasm. NCBI's taxonomy places the organism in Eukaryota, Metazoa, Chordata, Chondrichthyes, Orectolobiformes, Hemiscylliidae. Gene Ontology annotation, biological process: intracellular iron ion homeostasis; iron ion transport. Bases 13 to 534 code for a protein of 173 amino acids. The record is from RefSeq and is a predicted model, not a curated record. The transcript has 4 exons.
GUAAGUGUGAAGAUGGCCUCCCAAGUGUGUCAGAACUACCACAAGGACUGUGAGGAUGCUGUCAAUAAACAGAUCAACCUGGAGCUCUAUUCCUCCUAUGUUUACCUCUCCAUGUCCUCUUACUUUGACCGGGAUGAUGUUGCCCUGCGUCACUUUGCUGAGUUCUUCAAGGAGCAGUCCCAUGAGGAACGGGAACACGCUGAGAAACUGAUGGCAUUCCAGAAUAAACGUGGAGGCAGAGUCCUCCUGCAGGAUGUCAAGAAGCCAGAGCAGGAUGAGUGGGACAAUGGUCUGGAGGCAAUGCAGAGAGCUCUGCAGAUGGAGAAGGAUGUGAACCAGAGUCUGCUGGAUCUGCACAAACUCUCCUCUGGCCACACGGACCCUCAUCUGUGUGACUUCCUGGAGAGGCACUACUUGGAUGAGCAAGUGAAGAUGAUCAAGAAGCUGGGAGAUCACAUCACCAACCUGAAGAGACUGGGAGCCCCUGAGAAUGGCCUGGGAGAGUACCUGUUUGACAGGCUCACCCUGAGCUGA